GAGAAGAGUCCCCUGACACACUUCAGCUACUUUCUCAGUCUUACAGUCAGAGGGUCCCAGGUAGCAUCUUCUUCUGUCAGCUUCUCCUUCAUGAUGCUGCAUCUCUGUUAUCUCAUGUUCUCCUUGCUGUGGAGUCUCUCCUCCUUCUCCUCUGGGGUCGCCAUCGAGUGCAACGACGGGCAAUAUAAAUGGCCGAUACGCAAUCCCACGUUAUGUUGUCCAAUGUGUCAGCCAGGCUAUCGUUACAUUAGACGCUCAGAAACUAGUUGUGACAUUGAAUGUGAGCCCUGCGAUGAAAAUCGGUACACAGAUAUCUACAACCUGGAAGGGAACUGCAAUGUCUGUGAUGUUUGCAAGAAAGCUAACUUUGAGAUUGUGUCAAACUGCACACGAACCCAAAACACUGUUUGCAAGUGCAGAGCUGGCUACAGAUGCAAAGACGCGUCCUGCACAUUUUGUGAGCCUGCCCCAACGACCACCAAGCCCACGCCGCCGCCGCCGUCCACUACAGUAGCUGGAUCCACCUCCACAACCAAGACAACUGUACCACCAAAUAACAAAAUCAGAGAUACUCAGUGGUUCCUGGUGAUAAUCGCCCUUCUGUGUGCUGGAAUUGCUCUGGUUGUUAUGACAAAAAUCAAGCCAAUUCUGCACUGGAUCAGAUCCAAUCAUGGUUAUUUUUUGCCUGAAAAAACUGUGACAGCCCCUCUGCGCGCAGUGGAUGACGAUGUGUCCAAGCCGGUCCAGGAGGUGUGUGGAAAAUGUGACCACUGCAUCGAUUUAUGCAUAAAGGAUUAAAUCCUGCACUUGGAAAACGAAAUUACUUGUCGAAAUCUUCACUGCCACAAGAAAGAAACAACAUCUCCUGGAUAUUGGAGACAGAUGGAGACAAACAUCGCUCCAGUCGUUAUAAUGAAGAGGACUACAGCGGACGGUUCAGCUACUAAUGCUGUUCAAAAACUACAGGAUAUCUCAAUACACAAAAAACUAACCCUACAAAAAAUGGAAGAUUUAUUCCACCUAAACACACUGAGUGGGACACUAUAAUAGUCCUGCAUGGGCUGUUUGGUAUUUUGCUAAAUAGGUAUGUACUAUGGUACACUAUACUACAUGUACUACAUAAUAAGACAAGGAUAUUUAAGUACCAGUGAUGAGAUUCUCACUCAGAAAUUUCUCUAACAGGUUUAAACCUAUAUAUAGGCUAAGGCCUAUAUAUACGUAGGCUAAGGCCUAUAUAUAGGCCUUAGGCCUAUAUAUAGGCUAAGGCCUAU
Messenger RNA from Xiphophorus hellerii (green swordtail), 1271 nucleotides. Its product is annotated as tumor necrosis factor receptor superfamily member 6. Gene Ontology annotation, cellular component: external side of plasma membrane; CD95 death-inducing signaling complex; membrane raft. Gene Ontology annotation, molecular function: tumor necrosis factor receptor activity; protein binding. NCBI's taxonomy places the organism in Eukaryota, Metazoa, Chordata, Actinopteri, Cyprinodontiformes, Poeciliidae. Gene Ontology annotation, biological process: negative regulation of apoptotic process; motor neuron apoptotic process; immune response. The record is from RefSeq and is a predicted model, not a curated record. Bases 91 to 798 code for a protein of 235 amino acids. The transcript has 7 exons.